AUGGCAAUAGUCUCCGCGCCUCGGCUGGUAGCGUGCUUGCUGAUCCUAGCCGUCGGAUUCAGCCACGUGGCGGGCAUCCGGUUCGAGGUGACGGCGUACAGCAAGUGUCUGGGCGAGGAGGUUCAGGAGGGGACGCUCGUCGUCGCGUCGUACCAAGUAGUGCCGAGCGGCGAGAGCAGCCCCCUCACCAAGAUCACCGCUAAGGUGACAUCCCCGUUUGGCCGGCAGCUGCACUGGCAGAGCGACGUGGAGGAAGGACACUUUGGAUUCACGGCCAAAGAAUCGGGCCAGUUCAUGGCGUGCUUCUGGAUGCCCCAUGGCACGCCGGGCAAGGAUUCCCUCAUGGUGGACCUAGAGUGGCGAUCGGGUGUGGCUGCUAAGGACUGGGAGAGCAUAGCAAAGAAGGAGAAGAUUGAUGGCAUGGGAUUGGAGCUGCGGAAGUUGGAUGAGACAGUGAGGGCCAUCCGAGAUGAAAUGACCUACUUCAGAGGGAGGGAGUCAGAAAUUCGGGACUCUAAUGAGCUGACCAACGAGCGGGUGGCCUUCAUUAGCAUCACAUCGCUGCUAAUAUGUGUGGCGCUAGCAUCCAUCCAGCUGUGCCUUGUUCCCUUCGCUGCACCGCUAUCGGCACGUUUCGCUGCAGGCCAAUGGCUUGGCUCCUCCCGGUUUCUUGGCGAUUCCAUCGGCACCAGCUCGUUCGUGUCUGCUGUACGGCGUAACGCGGGGUGGGACAGUUCGCUCACACCCACCAGCCAGAGAAGCACUCGGAUCCUCCCCAAAACAGAGGCAGCUGGAUGGACCAGAAAAGGAGGCAAGUCAGCAGGGGGCAGCGGCAGCAAGGCAGCCAAGCCAAAGGCUAAGUCCUGGAAAGAGCGGCACGAGAAGUUCGUGAAGCCGUUUCUCCUGGACGUGUACAUUUCCAAGCGUUACAUUGAAGAAAGGGCAGAAGUAUGA
Molecule: messenger RNA, 954 nt
Organism: Closterium sp. Yama58-4
Lineage: Eukaryota; Viridiplantae; Streptophyta; Zygnematophyceae; Desmidiales; Closteriaceae
Source: the annotation of a GenBank genome assembly